AUGUCCAUCACUGCUACUGCUACUGCUACUGCUAAUGUUACUGCUGAUAGUGCUUCUAUGAUAGAUAAUGAAUGGAAUGCUAUUGAAGGCCUCUUGAGUUUAAAACGAUACAAUACAAGUGAUUCAUCUUUGUCAACAACAACAAAUCAAAGCCAUCUGCAAUUACCUGUCAUGAUAAUGGACAACAAUCAUACGAACAACAGUACUUCCUUGAGCCCCCCUACUCUUCCAAUGAUCAGAAGCAAUAGCAGUGCUAGUGCCUAUAGUGAACAACAGCAAUAUUGGUGUUAUCCUUACUCUACGUCUGCUUCAUUUCCUAGGACGCCAUAUCAACUUCCUUCUAUCAAUGAAUUUCUACUCAGUUCAUCAUUGGAGUCUCUCCAUCAUAUACAACUGCAACAACAGCAGCAACUACAAAAAGAACAGCAGCAAAAAGAAGAAGUAGAGCAGGUAUUUGCCUUCAAAAAAGAAGUUGCACACAAUCAUCACAAGUCAGCUACGAUUAACAUCAGUGUAAGUGGUGGCAACAUUAAAAAGGUCAAGAGCCACACUCGACGCAACAAAAAGGUGCGAAGGCCCAUGGCUGCCGCCUUGGGCUCAUCUCCCUCUUUCUCUUCUUCUUCUUCUUCUUCUUCUUCCUCUUCGUCAAUUACUACUACGACUACUACAGCUGAUACUGCGAUGAAUGGUAUCGACAUAGGAGGUGUUCAGCAUCAUCAUGCGUAUAACAGCAGUUCGUCGCCAACCUCUACUUCUUCUACCAACACCACUACCACCAACACUGCUACUAGCACAAGCCUUAAGCCAAGAUGGCAAGAUAACGAGCGUCAAAGCCUGAUUGAUGCCAUUAUUAAAGAAAAGAACCUAGAUGAUAUGUCAAGUAUCCCAUGGGAGAAGAUUUCCAAAUUGGUAGGAAGAGCUAAAAAGUCUUGCAAAGACCAGUGGAGACGAGAAAUGCUGCCAUAUUUAUUAAAUUUCUUUAUUAUACGGCAUCCAACAACAACAUCUGAUGAAGAAAUCGUCGUCGACACGAACAACAACAGCACCAAAAAGGGCUUAUGA
Molecule: messenger RNA, 1062 nt
Organism: Mycotypha africana
Lineage: Eukaryota; Fungi; Mucoromycota; Mucoromycetes; Mucorales; Mycotyphaceae
Exons: 1
Coding region: 1-1062 (353 amino acids)
Source: RefSeq, a predicted model, not a curated record